GCAGAGCGGGCGUGUGAGAGUGAGAGCACCGCGAGAGUUCAGAGCUGCUUGCGUUCCCCUAGCGACCGGCCGCGGACCGCAGGCGCGUCUCUCCGGGCGGAGCCCCUCAAGUGGCCUGGCCAGGGUUGGAGCGAGACCCCAGCCGCAGGCCGGGGUGCCUUCCAGGCAGAGGAGACGGAUUCAGCGGGGCUCCAGACCAAGAUUGUUGAAAACCAGACAUAUGAUGAGCGUCUAGAGAUUAACGACUCCGAAGAGGUGGCAAAUAUUUAUACUCCAACCCCAAGAUACAGAGGACUUGCUCGUUCUGCCCAUCUUCCAAACAAGGCUAUGGCUGAUAACAGCAGUGAUGAGUAUGAAGAGGAAAAUAACAAGGAGAAGAAGAAGACCUUGCAGCUGACGCCUCAACAAGGCUUUAGUGAAAAUGACGAUGAUGAUGAUGACUCAUCAGAAACGGAUUCGGAUGAAGAUGAUGAUGAUGAAGAGCACGGAGCCCCGCUAGAAGGGGCCUAUGAUCCUGCCGAUUAUGAGCAUUUGCCAGUUUCUGCUGAGGUUAAAGAACUCUUCCAAUAUAUAAGUAGGUAUACACCUCAGUUGAUUGACCUGGACCACAAACUGAAACCUUUCAUUCCUGAUUUUAUCCCAGCUGUUGGGGAUAUUGAUGCAUUCUUAAAGGUCCCACGUCCUGAUGGGAAGCCUGACAACCUUGGCCUCUUGGUAUUAGAUGAGCCUUCUACAAAGCAGUCAGACCCUACAGUACUCUCACUCUGGUUAACAGAGAAUUCUAAACAGCACAACAUCACACAACACAUGAAAGUAAAGAGCCUGGAAGAUGCAGAAAAGAAUCCCAAAGCCAUUGACACAUGGAUUGAGAGCAUCUCUGAGUUGCAUCGUUCUAAGCCCCCUGCAACUGUACACUAUACCAGACCCAUGCCUGAUAUUGACACACUGAUGCAGGAAUGGUCCCCAGAGUUUGAGGAGCUUUUGGGCAAGGUGAGCCUGCCCACGGCCGAGAUCGACUGUAGCCUGGCGGCGUACAUCGACAUGAUCUGCGCCAUCCUAGACAUUCCUAUCUACAAGAGUCGGAUCCAGUCUCUCCACCUGCUCUUUUCCCUCUACUCCGAAUUCAAGAACUCGCAGCAUUUUAAAGCUCUAGCUGAAGGCAAGAAAGCAUUCACCCCUCCAUCCAAGCCCACCUCCCAAGCUGGAGACGCAGAGACAAUAACCUUCAGCUGAGGCACCUCCCGCGCACUUUGUCUCAAGGCCGAGCUGCUCCUCCAGCCCAGCGGAGGGGACGCUGUCGUCGGGCACCUGGCUCCUGGCCUGUGUCAUCUGGACUCGGGCAGUGUAUGCCCUGCCACCCUCCCUGCCAGGAAGCCCUGCACACUCGCUUCCUUCCUAUGGGAGCUUGUACCUCUACCGCCUGGGGGAUUUGAUUAGACAAACUGGAAUUUCUGGGACCCUGGGAUGCUCAGGUUAGAAGAAAAGUUAAAAGAUGUUCUUACAGCAAUGGAAUUAUUUUCUUUCAUUCUUAAGUGAGUUGGCAAAGAUUUUACAAAUAAAAUGCUCUUAUCUUUCAGGUUA
Myotis brandtii (Brandt's bat) is the source of this 1581-nucleotide messenger RNA. It is a transcript of the gene IFT46, whose product is annotated as intraflagellar transport 46. Bases 328 to 1233 code for a protein of 301 amino acids. Gene Ontology annotation, biological process: cilium assembly; intraciliary transport. The transcript has 12 exons. Lineage: Eukaryota; Metazoa; Chordata; Mammalia; Chiroptera; Vespertilionidae. The record is from RefSeq and is a predicted model, not a curated record. Gene Ontology annotation, cellular component: motile cilium; intraciliary transport particle B; centrosome.